This is a messenger RNA of Plasmodium reichenowi, 3468 nucleotides long. RefSeq lists its product as hypothetical. The record is from RefSeq and is a predicted model, not a curated record. The transcript has a single exon. Lineage: Eukaryota; Apicomplexa; Aconoidasida; Haemosporida; Plasmodiidae. Bases 1 to 3468 code for a protein of 1155 amino acids.
AUGACGAAGCAAGUUCUGUUAUGUCUUUUGCACGAUGCAAAAAAUAAUAUAAAAAAUGAAAUAUCCCAAUUGAAUGAUGACAUAGAAUAUUUGAAAGAAACUAUAGAGAUAAAAAAGAAUAAUAGGAUAAUUAAUUCAGUGAAUAAAAGAUUAGAUGGGAGAAAAGAAAAACAAUAUGAAGAAUUAAAAAAAUUUUUAUCGGCAUAUUUAAUUUAUUUGUUAGAAAAUGGAAAAGUUGACGAUGAAAAAAUGAAUGUUGAUGAGGAAAAAAUGAAUGUUGUUGAGGAAAAAAUGAAUGUUGUUGAUGGUAUGGAUGAGAAAAAAAAGGAAGCUCAUUUAUACUUAGAUAAAACAAUUCAAGGAAUAAACUCAGGAAAGAUUAAUCAUACAUAUUUUGAUGAAGAGGAAAAAAACAUAGAAGUAUUAAAAAGUAUGUGUAAUAAGAGAUAUAUAUUGAAAAACAUAUUAAAUUUAAUAAAAUUAUGUAAUGUAAAAGAUUUUAAUUUUGAAGAAUCAAAAAAUAUGUUUAGUGAUAUAAUGUAUAAAUUAAAAAAUAUAAGUGAAUAUAUUACAAAAGACAUAAGACAAAAGAAUGAUAUAUUGUCAAAUGGAAUAGGACAUCAUAUGAAUGAUUUAAUUCAACAUAAAAGUAUAAAGAAUUAUUAUAUGAAUAAACAGAACGAGGAAGUAAGCACAUCCAUAUAUAAUUUUGAUUAUUGUAAAAAUGAAUCGGAUGAAGAAUCCUACAUUUCAUCUACAGCUCCAUCGUUAAAUUGGUGCAUGGAUAUUCAUAAUAAUGAUAAAAAAUUCAUUUUAAAUAAUGAUAAUAUAUUUAUACAACGACAUUUUAAUAGUACAUCAGAAAAUGACGGAAAUCAUACGGUACACUCUUUAAAAAAGGAAGGACAAUUUUUUUCUUUUAAUAACACUACUAAACAUGAAUCUCUGAAUAAAUUUUUUUUAAAUAAAAAAUUGGGAAAGGAAAUAAAUUAUUUUGAUAAGUUAAACAAAGUUUUGGAUUUGGCACAUGAUAAUAGUUAUAAUAAAUGUAACUUGAUUGAAGAACAGCAUUGUGUGGAUAAGAAAGGAAUAAAUACUUUAAUAAUGUUUGAUAAAAAGGAGAAAAAAAAAUAUAAUGAUAUUAUUAAAAAUGAGAAGGGUACGAAUAAUAGUGUUUUCAUAAACACAUUGGUAGGUGGCAAUGUAAAGGGGUUGGUACCUUUAAAAAAAUUUAUGGGAUCUAAAAGGUUUACACAUAAUAAUAAUAAUAAUAAUAAUAAUAAUAAUAACAAUAGUGAUGACCAUUAUGAUGAUUUUAAAGAAAGAGGCCGAGAUCAGUCGUCCUCAUCGGAGCACUCAAUUAUUAAGACGAAGAAAAAAAAAAAGGAUAAUGAUAACACAAAACAAAUUAAGUACCUUUUUCACAUUAACAACAAAGGUAAAGGAUUUUUUCGAAUUAAGAAGAAGGGAAAUAAAUCUGCAAGAAAUUGUUUAUGCGAUGUAGUAAUUACUUAUGAAGGAACAAACCAUAUAAUUGAUGAUAAACAAGAUAAUGAAAAGAAGGAUACCAAAAUAAAAAGAAAAAAAAAAAAAGUCGUUUUCUUUUCCUUUUUAAAAAAGGGCAAAUCUAUUUAUCAUAUAAAUAGCUUAAAUAUUAAUGAUAAUAAUCAUCAUAUUUUAAAAGAUGCUGUUUAUUAUAAUAAUGGGAAUUAUAUAAAAGGGGAAUGUGAGGGGAAGAAGAAAAAAAAAAAAAAAAAAAAUAAUAAUAUUAUAUCACAAAAUAUGGAUCGUUUAAAUGAUGAGAAGUUAAUAAGGAAAUAUUCAUUAGGAACGUUAACAAAUUAUAUAAAUGAAAAAGAUACAAAAAAAAAAAAGGAGGAAGGAAAUUGCUCGAUAUCGUAUAAUAACAUACAUUUUGUGGAAACUAAUAGACUAAGGGCUUUGUACAUUGAACUAUUACAUAAACAACAUAAUUUAUUUAGAGAUCGUAAUUUUUAUAAAUAUGAAUUGGAGAAAUUGAAAGAGGAUAUAAAGAACAAUAACGAGCCAUAUGCGGAAUUUAUUAAAGAAGAGAAAAAAAAAUUUAUAGAAAGAGAAAAAGAAAUAUAUAAAAAAGAAAAGAGAAUUUUGAAAAGGAUGAAUCAAUUAAAAAAAAAGAUGGUUAUAUUAAAUGGAGAAUUAGAAUUAACAAAAAAUUUAUUAAAGAAGGAAACAGAUUUAAAUAAACAAUUAACUAUUAUGUUAGAAGAAAAUAAGGAUGUUUUAUUAAAUAAUCAAACUCAAAUAAAAAAUUUAAAUAAUGAAUGUAACAAAUUGAAAGAAACGAACUUAAUGGAAAAAAAAGAAAAUGAAAAAUUAAAAGAUGAAAUUAAUGAAAGAUUAAAUAAUAUUAAAAAGGUAAAUGAGGAAUUAAUACAUUUGAAGGAAGAUCAAUCUUUUGAAAACUUCAGAAAAUUGAUUUUACAGAAAAUCGGUAACACAAAUGGAGAUAUAAAAUAUCUAGCUGAAUUAUUAGAAUCCUUAACAAAAGAAUUAGAAAAUAAAAAAAAAGAACAAGUGUCCAAUUCUCAACAAAUGUUAAAGAUGCAAGAAAAAUUUAAAAGAAAUGAAGAACUCUUAAAUAAAUCAAACAAAGAAUUGAAGAGAGAAAAGAAGAGGGAAAAGAAAAUGAUCGAGAGGAUAGUAUAUUUGACUGAACAAAAUAACAAUUUGAAGGAAACUAUCAAUGUUUUAAAAUCGAAAGGAGAAAAAAUAAAUGAAAAAAAGGAAAAAGAUAAAAAAAAUGAAAAAGAUAAAAAAAAUGAAAAAGAUAAAAAAAAUUAUGAUAAUUAUGAUAGUUAUGAUAAUCAUGAUAGUUAUGAUAAUCAUGAUAAUUAUGAUAAUCAUGAUAGUUAUGAUAAUCAUGAUAGUUAUGAUAAUCAUGAUAGUUAUGAUAAUCAUGAUUGUUAUGAUAAUUAUGAAAAGGGAGAAAAGGAAGAGGAUACGUAUUAUAGGUUGGUCGACCCAUGGAGUACCACCACCAAAAUGAAAAAUAUGAAAAAAAAAGGAAAUAAAACCAAUAGGGAUGAUAUGAAUAAUGUGAGAAAUAAUGAGAAAUAUAUAGAACAAGAUCAUAGGAUGAUGGGAAUUAAUCAAAAUGUCAAAAUUAAGAAAAAGGGAAAUGGAUACUUUGUAAAUUACCACAGAGAAGAUUUAUGUGAAGGGGGCGAUAAUUUAUUUAUUAUAAAUCAAGAAGAUGAUAGUUCUAACGGUUUAGAACAUAUUGAACAAUUUUUAAGAGAAAACAAAAGAAAGGAAAGUAAUAAGAACAUGAACAGGCAGAGUGUUACAAUAUAUUCAGAUGAUUAUGAAUCUCAUAUGUCAUAUAAUAAUGAUACAAAAAGGGAAAAUUCGCUUGGGAAUAUAUAUAGUAGUAUGGAGUUUAUAAAUAAUUACGAGACCAUAUGGAAGAAAAAUAUAAUUCUAUAA